AUGUCGUUUCUUGAAGUCCUUGAUCUUGGUUUCAACUCACUCAAUUCAUCCAUACCAAACUCCUUGUAUAGUUCAAACCAUCUUCAAUUCCUUACUCUUGCUCUUAAAGGUUUACAAGGUGAAAUUUCGAUUGCCAUUGGAAACUUGAGCUCUCUCAUUCACCUUGAUCUUUCAGCUAAUCAGAUGCAAGGAAAAGUACCAGCUUCUUUGGGAGAUCUUUGCAAAUUGAAGGACAUGGAUUUGUCAUAUAAUGGAAUUGAUCUAGACAUUUCACAAAUCCUAGAGAGUUUGUCUAAAUGCGGAAUUUCAGAAGUCCUACCCACUUGGUUUUUGAAACUUUCCACUCAAUUUGAAUAUGUGAAUCUUUCCUCUAAUCAACUUAUUGGAAGGAUUCCAUAUUUGAAUGUAGGAAACAUUGUUGACCUAAGCUCAAACCGAUUCUCUGGUCCACUGCCAAGACUGUUGUCAAACCGAUUCUUUGGUCCACUGCCAAGACUGUUGUCAAACCGAUUCUCUGGUCCAUUAGAAUAUUUAAGUUUAUCAAGGAAUUUAUUUUCAGGAUCCCUUUCUGAAUUUGUUUGCAAUUUAUCAGUGACAUCAGUGCUAGUUCUUUGCAUUGAUACAAAUCUUCUCUCUGGAGAAAUUCCAGAUUGA
Messenger RNA from Hibiscus syriacus, 654 nucleotides. RefSeq names its product receptor-like protein 35. The transcript is spliced from 2 exons. The coding region runs from base 1 to 654 and encodes 217 amino acids. Gene Ontology annotation, molecular function: protein binding. The record is from RefSeq and is a predicted model, not a curated record. Lineage: Eukaryota; Viridiplantae; Streptophyta; Magnoliopsida; Malvales; Malvaceae.